Molecule: messenger RNA, 683 nt
Organism: Owenia fusiformis
Lineage: Eukaryota; Metazoa; Annelida; Polychaeta; Sabellida; Oweniidae
Source: the annotation of a GenBank genome assembly
AUGGAAUCGAAUGGGUACAUGUAACUGCAUUCUGAUUUAACAGAGUCUUUCUUUAACUUCACUUGAGAUGGGGAAAGUAGAGACUUUGCUUUGUUUGGAUGAAAAUGUUAAGACACAAGCCAUGGCUCAUUUGAAAGGUAUUGGACAGGAAAGCUGUCCACCUGAGGACAUCGUACAAUGUGAACGUAAUCCAUGUGAUCUAUCACAAGGUUGCCCUGCCUGCCCAGGAGCAACUUGUAGACCUAACUACUGUAGGGGCUGCAACGCCAUCUUUUACCAAUCAGAUGGCUCUAGAGUGACAGACUGCGGGAUACCAGAUUGUGCCCCAGAGGAUGUCGUCCAUUGCUUUGUAGACCCCUGUGAGAUUGCCAGAGAGAAGGGAUGCAGUGGAUAUCCAGAAGCCAUCUGUGUGUCUAGUUUCUGUAAAGGCUGCAAUGCUACGUGGUACGACAAAUGCCAGAAAGUGGAAUGUGGUGCCUAGUCUACAACAAGUUCUGACAAACUAUUUAUAAUGGAAAAUCGAAGAUGGAAAAUCAGAAAAUAUAACAUACACAUAUUAACUAAACUUCAAAAAAUAAUAGAACUUUUGCAGUUUUGGGAUACUAUUCUAGUAUAAUUCCUCAAUAUGUCAUAUACAGGGUGUCCCAAAAGUAUGGGGCCCCCCUAGGCAGACAUAUACCUGU